Larimichthys crocea (large yellow croaker) is the source of this 5392-nucleotide messenger RNA. It is a transcript of the gene ak9, whose product is annotated as adenylate kinase 9. Gene Ontology annotation, molecular function: ATP binding; ATP hydrolysis activity; nucleobase-containing compound kinase activity. Lineage: Eukaryota; Metazoa; Chordata; Actinopteri; Sciaenidae. Gene Ontology annotation, biological process: nucleobase-containing compound metabolic process. The transcript has 37 exons. The record is from RefSeq and is a predicted model, not a curated record. Bases 1 to 5178 code for a protein of 1725 amino acids.
AUGCCACAAAGCAGCGAUCGUUUUGUGGAUAACCUGAUAGAGGAUGAAGGAGAGAGGGAGACUCUUCUUGCCAAACCGACCUGCUUCAUUAUAGUUGGAAGACCGGGUGUUGGUAAAUCCACCUUGGCCAAACGAAUCGCAGAGUCCUGGAAAUGUAUCUUAAUUGAUGACACAGAUCUGCUAGAAACACACAUUAAAAAUAAAACAAAGGAAGGCAUAGAGCUCUUGAAUAUCUUAUCUGGAGGGAGAAGUAUACCAGAAGAUAUGGUGCUCCAGAUGAUUCUUGCCAGGCUUAACUCUCCAGAUGUGGAACACUAUGGAUACGUACUGAGCUGCCUGCCGUUCAUGUCAGAAGAGUGUCUGAAGAUUCAUGAGCAGAUUGAGCUGAUCAAAAACCUCAAACUAAUGCCCGAUUUCAUCAUCAACAUCAAGUGUGCAGACAAGGACCUAGUCCAAAGGCUGUCAGGCCUGAAGCAGCACCCAGAGACAGGGCAGCUGUAUAACAGGGACCAGUGGCAACGUGAGGAGGUGUUUAACAAGAAAAAGGAAAACAAGGAUGAGGAAGUAGAGGAUGAGGAGGAGCAGCCUAGGGAAGAGGAACUCCAAAAGGAUAUUAUUGACCAGAUGGUGUGGACACCAGAGAAUUUACCCAGAAAUGCUUUUUCCAGAAUCAACAUGUACAAGAAUACCAUGCUCAGACCACUGGAGGACUACAUGACAAAUCACAGCAUCCUCUACCUGUUGGAGCUGGAUGGAAACAACACACCUGAAGAGCUGCACUCAUCUGUAAUGUCCCGUCUUGGAUCCAUGGCAAUAAAGCGUGUCUCCAUUCCAGUCCUCCUCCAACAGACAGAUGAAGAAGAUUUGCCAUCAGACAUUGAGACGGAGGACCUACUGAGAAAUAUGUCCUCCUGCAGGACAGUUGCCCCUGGCUUCAGAUGGAAAAGGAGCCGCUGGGGUCGAAUUUGUCCUGUUGCCCUGAAAGAGGGCAAGAUCAUUCCUGGGAAGCCUGAAUUAUGUGUGGGCUUCCAGGACAAACUGUACAUCCUCUCAUCUCAGGAGGCCUACCAGAAGUUUCUCACAAACCCCAGACGGUACUUACUUCCUCCAAUGCCCAGGCCUCCUUGCAAAGUUUCCAUCAUUGGACCUCCACAGGCAGGAAAGAGCACUCUGUGUAAACUUCUAGCCCAGCACUACAAUGCAUUAGUGCUUGACAUGGAGGUAUUGAUGCAGCCGGUUGUGGCCAAGUCUGAACAGGAAAGGCUUGACAAAAUCAAAGAGGAGACAACACAGGUUGCUAUAGAGAAAAUCAAGAUGAAGGUGGAGCAGGAUGGUGUAAAGAAUUCAGAUGAAACUACUUCUGUAGAAGUGACAGAGAAUCAUCCAGAGGUACAAGCCAUGGUGCUCACUGCGCUGGAAGAAGCCAAACAUAUGAGCACAUCUCCUGUCGGCCUGUACGCUAAGGUACUGGAGAAGCACACCAAAGAGAUUGAAGAGGCUGACACUGAUGCAGAUGUCAGGACUGGCUGGGUGCUUGACAACUUUCCCAAGAACCUCCUCCAAACAAAUGAUUUACAGCAAGCAGAAAUCCUGCCAGAUGUCCUCUUCUAUCUCAGAGACAGUGACGGGCAUCAGGUUUUGAAGAGAUUGUAUGAGAUGAACAAGGAGAGUGUGGACAAAGCAGUAAGGAAGAGGAUGCAGGAUGAACAAUCUGAGAAGGAGAAACAGGCCUUAAACCAGAAGGCGCAAGUAUCAGAGGCCGAACCGCAAAAAAAUCUAGAGACUGUUGUUGAAGAGACUGAAGAACAUCCUGAACAAUCUAACACCAUCAGCCCUGCACAUCCUGACAUAAUCAAACAGGAAGAUGUGGUACUACCUGAUCAUUGGGAGUUGGGUUAUCCAGAUGGCCCAGAGAUGAAUGACUAUAAACUGCAACUGCAACAGUUUGUGUCUGAAUGGGAGCAAAUGCUGUCCGCCUUAACUGUAGAAGUCUCAGUACUAGAGAUUGGCAGCAAAACCCCUGAGAAUCUGCUUCAAGAGAUUUUCCUUCAGAUGGAGAAAUCCUUUAAGUAUGCAUCCUGGGAGCUUUCAGCAAUGGACCUGGACGAUGAGGCAGAGGAUAUUGAGGCCUUAGCUGAGCUGGAGAGAGCCGAGGCAGGCAGCCCUGACAAUGACACAGCAGAGGAGGAUGAAGAGGAAACAACACCGAAUAGAUUUUUAGGCGAUACCCAUCAUUUCUGCCCCGUGGUCUUGAAAAACAACAAUGUCCUGUGGCCCUGUACAAACGAAAUUGCCGUCAAGUACCGUGAGAAGACCUUCUUCUUCUCUAGUCAAGAAGCCAGGGAUUCCUUCCUUCAUAACCCUGCACAGUUUGUUGCACAAACUGGGCCCCUCAAGCCUCCCGCCCUGAGGAUCUUUUUGCUCGGCACCCGUGGGUCAGGUAAGACCACUCAAGGUGAGUGGCUCGCCCAGCAGCUUGGCAUCUUCCAUAUUCAGUUCAGAGAGCAACUCCAAAUGCUCAUCAUGGCCAAGACAAAGACGCUGGUACCUCACGCUGAUGAGGUAGCAUCAGAGGAGUCUCUAGAGGACUUGGAGGCCCUAAUAAAGGAAGCUAGGGGGGAGAACGAAAAGGAGACAGAGGAUACGUCAACCAUCAUGAGUGACAUGGAGCAGGAGGUGAUACUGACUGAUGAGGAGAAUGCCAUCAAAGCCUACCUGUCUGAUGGAGAGCCACUGAGUCAGCAGAUCCUGGAUAUGGUUAUCAGACCAUACUGGAAAGAGGAACCAUACAUGUCUACAGGUUUUAUUUUGGAGGGCUUCCCCCACAAUCCCGAAGAGGUGCAGUACAUGUUGCAGCGGCAGCUUUUUCCUGACAUUGUGAUAAUCAUGGCAGUGGAAGUUUCCGACGUUCAGAGCCGUCUGUUGCCAACAUACCUGGAGAAGUGGUAUGAGCGGCGCAACCGGCGUGAAGCACAGCUGACCCUUCUUCGUAAUCUACGUAAGAAGAACCGGGAGGAAAACAUUGCCAAGAGAAGAGCUGAACUGAUGGCAGAGCAAGCUGCUAAGGUCACCACAACAAAGGAGGAAGAAGACGAUGAGGAGGAUGAAGCUGCAGGCAACAUAGAGGAUGAGAUAGAGAGCAUGUUAGAGGACGAGUUUCCUCCAGAAGAAGAUAAUGAAGAUUUGGAGAAUGAGGAGACUGAGGAGGCAGCAACUGAGAGGCUGGAAAUGGAGAUUGAAGAGCGUUUUGUGACAGAUGAAAACAACCUUGGUUCUGUGACGGAUCUCCUGAGUGAACAAAACAUACCCAAAGUGUCAAUUGGUGCAUCUCGCAAGUUCCGGGUCGUACGGCAUCAGCUGCUCAAGAAAAUUCAGCCCCUGCUGAUCAACAGGGAGUCAGUCUUCCAAAAAUGCCAACCCAUCUCAUACAGCCUGGCACAUACACUGCUGCUCUCCUCUUACAAGCGCCACAGUGCCUUUGGUUGCUGCGACCCCAUAAAGCAAUACAAAGAGAGAGACUUGAUCCAGCCUCUGCAGUGGCCUCUCAGUUCCACACAUCCCCUGAUCUUCCAUCAGUAUAUCUACUUCUUUGCAUCUAAGGAGAAUCGCAAUGCAUUUAUGCUGAACCCCUUGAAAUAUCUUAGACAGCCACAGCCCACCCCGUCCCUUCCUGUUAAAAUGGCUGUUAUUGGACCACCUAAAUCUGGAAAAACCACUGUGGCACAGAUCUUUGCUCAGAGAUAUGGCUUAGCCCGGCUAUCCAUCGGUAGUGUUAUACGUAAUGUUCUUGACAAUCAGGCGCACACUGAUCUGGCUCUCCAGAUGAAAAAGCAUCUCUCCAACGGACUCAUUGUGCCUGAUGAACUGGCUAUUCAGUGUCUGGAGGUGGCGCUGAUGAGUUCAGUCUGCAACAAUCGAGGGUACGUUUUGGAUGGCUUUCCAAUGACACUUAAGCAGGCACAGCUGAUGGGGUCUCGGAGCAUCAUCCCCAUGAUAGUAGUUGAACUGGAGCUGGACACAGUAGAGGUUCUGAAGAGAGGCAUUGUGGACAAGAUGAAGCCCAACAAACCUCACCUAAUGCACGACAGCUCCGAGAUCCUCCACAUUCGUAACUCCUGUUACAAACAUGAAGUGGAGCAUGUGAGGCAACACUUUCAGCAACAAUAUCAGAACUGGAUCCCGCUUGACGGCUUAAAAAGCCAGUGGUGGAUCUGGAACAGCAUUAUAAUGGAGGUCAGCAUCAGCAUGAAAUAUAUCCACAGCUAUCUGGAGAGGACGGGCAGCAGACGUGCAGCCUGCAUCCACAGACUGUGCAUCACACCCAAGGAGCUGCAGUAUCGGCUUGGAGAGUUUGGCCAGUACUGCCCUGUCUGCCUAGCUCUACAUUACCACCUGGUGGAUUGUUCAGGAACUACAGCUUUAACUCAUGCUGCUGAGUACCAGGGAAACUAUUACAAGAUGUGUGACAGUGACCACUUAGAGCGCUUCCUGCUCACUCCAGAUCACUUUGUGACACCUGGCUGCCCACAUACUCUCCCACAAGCCCAUCUGUUGCCAAGAAAGCUUGCUGAGAGUGAGGUGAAGAACAAGUUCCCACAACAAGUUGAGAUGAAGGGCUUCUGCCCAGUCACUUAUCUGGACGGAAAGCAAAGAUAUGAAGCCCUAGUUCGAGGAAAGUUGGAAUAUGCUGUGGAAUAUAGAGAACGGAUCUACAUUUUUGAGACGAAGCAGAAACAAGACAAGUUUUUGAGGAUUCCUGAAACCUAUUGGGACCAGAAGGUGCCCACUAAAGUUCCUCCUCUUUGUGAGCCUGUACCCCUCACCUCCCUUCCAACAUUGGGGUACCUGGAACAGGGUGUGGCAGUAGCAGUCAUUAAGGCCAUGACAGCUGUUGGGUGUCUCAAACCAAAGUAUCCCUUCCUGACUAUACAAAGAUCAGCACUCCUUUAUGUAGCCUUCUAUCUGAAAGCCUUUAACCAAAAGAGCUCGGACUACACCAGCCAAAAGUACAAAAAGAAGCUGGCCUUGUUUGAAGAGAACUGUGCACUCAUUCCCUACCUGAGCUCAACAAUGAGAGGGAACUACAAACCUCCAAGUGAACGUCCCAUUGACUUUGAGUUCAAGCUGAAUCGAUUCCUGGCCUUGGGAGACUUGACGGGAACCAACAGUGUGCUUUAGCUGUGCCUGUUCUGAAACCUUGACUAUAGCUCUUUUGUAUUAUGUGAAGAACUGUCCGACUACAAAAGUGAGCUGCUGUAAGAGUUUAUUUUAUCUUUCAUAUAUGUAUAUUCAUCAUUUUGCUUUUAUGUGGGCUAUUGAAGUGAGGGGGGGGGUCCCUACAUUGUUGUGCAGUGAGCCCUUUCUAUCCAGUCUGCAGUAGGUGCGGUAGGUG